UAUUUUACAAUAAAUACCUAGAGCGGCCUUUUCUCUUCCUUCUCAGUCGCUCAAAGACAUCACCAAAUGGCGGAUUCGGAACCAGCCGGUGGUGCUCGCGGAGGUUUUCGUGGAGGAUUCGGCGGCCGUGGCCGUGGAAGAGGCCGUGGUCGAGGCCGGGGACGGGGUCGUGGAAGGGGUAAAGCCGAGGACAAGGAGUGGGUGCCUGUGACUAAACUUGGCCGCUUGGUUAAGGACAUGAAGAUCAAAACUUUGGAGCAGAUAUACCUCUUUUCUCUUCCCAUCAAGGAGCAUGAGAUCAUUGACUUCUUCCUCGGGGCUGCCUUAAAAGAUGAAGUUCUCAAAAUCAUGCCAGUGCAAAAACAGACCAGAGCAGGACAGCGUACACGCUUCAAGGCCUUUGUUGCCAUUGGAGACAGUAAUGGACAUGUUGGUCUUGGUGUGAAGUGCUCCAAGGAGGUAGCAACAGCUAUUCGUGGUGCCAUCAUCCUUGCUAAAUUGUCUGUCAUUCCUGUGCGCCGUGGUUACUGGGGUAACAAGAUCGGUCAGCCCCACACUGUGCCAUGCAAGGUGACAGGCAAAUGUGGUUCAGUACGUGUACGUUUGAUUCCCGCACCAAGAGGAACUGGCAUUGUGUCUGCCCCAGUCCCCAAGAAGCUGCUUCAGAUGGCUGGUAUUGAGGAUUGUUACACAUCAGCUCGCGGACAGACGGCCACUCUUGGCAAUUUUGCCAAAGCUACCUUUGCAGCCAUCUCUAAGACCUACAGCUAUUUGACCCCUGACAUGUGGAAGGAGACUGUGUUUACCAAGACUCCAUACCAGGAGUUUACAGACUUCCUGGCAAAAAACCAAAGUGGACAGAGAGUGGUUGCCAAGGAACAAGCUAUAAAACAACAGUAAAAGAAAGCAAAGAAAAGCUGAAAUAAAAGUCACAAAAGAUGUAAA
Orbicella faveolata is the source of this 945-nucleotide messenger RNA. RefSeq names its product small ribosomal subunit protein uS5. The record is from RefSeq and is a predicted model, not a curated record. Lineage: Eukaryota; Metazoa; Cnidaria; Anthozoa; Scleractinia; Merulinidae. Gene Ontology annotation, biological process: translation. Gene Ontology annotation, molecular function: structural constituent of ribosome; RNA binding. Gene Ontology annotation, cellular component: cytosolic small ribosomal subunit; ribosome.